This is a messenger RNA of Diabrotica balteata, 712 nucleotides long. Lineage: Eukaryota; Metazoa; Arthropoda; Insecta; Coleoptera; Chrysomelidae. The record is from the annotation of a GenBank genome assembly.
UGGAAACGUAAAUGUCACGGUAUGGGUAUAGACCUCGGAGAUGUUUGUUUAUAUACCUUACAAUUUGCUGACGACCAAGUCAUCAUAGCGAAUGAUAAAGACGAUUUAGAGUAUAUGGCAAGAGAAAACUAAAGGAGGAAUAUAAACAGAGCUGAGUUAUCCAAUAUCGAACUAGAGAAUAAUGAAGAAAUCACAUCCUGUAGUGAAUAUACGUACCUGGGAGUAAUCUUCGAUAGAACGGGAAAAGACGAUGAGGAAAUAAAGAAAAGGGUUAUACAAGCUAGAAGAACAAUUGGCUGCCUAAAUGGAAUACUUUAGAGCUCUGAAAUGGGAAUAAAGCGAAAAUAUAACAUCUAUGAGUCACUAAUUAAAAGCAGUCUACUUUACGGAGCAGAAACUUGGAGAAUAACCGAGAACAACAGAAAAAAAUUAGAAGCUGUAGAAAUGGAUGUGUUUAGAAGAUCGUUAGGUAUAUCCCGCAGGGAAAGAGUUCGAAAUGAGGAAGUAAGACGAAGAAUUGGAAUAGAUGGUUACUUAACAACAGACAUUGAGAGGAAACAGAAACCACCAAACCGCAAAAAAAACGAGGAAGACCCAAAAAGACAUGGAAAGAAGGGCUAAAGCAAUGAGUACAAGAGAUCUUAGUGACGGCCAAUGGGAUGAUAGAAGGACGUGGAAGUUAGGCAUCGGACAACGUCAAAAGACGUUCUAA